Physella acuta is the source of this 512-nucleotide messenger RNA. RefSeq lists its product as uncharacterized. The record is from RefSeq and is a predicted model, not a curated record. NCBI's taxonomy places the organism in Eukaryota, Metazoa, Mollusca, Gastropoda, Physidae.
AGACCCCCACAUCUAAGACCCCCACAUUAGAGACCCCCACAUCAAAGACCCCCACAUUAGAGACCCCCACAUCAAAGACCCCCACAUUAGAGACCCCCACAUCAAAGACCCCCACAUUAGAGACCCCCACAUCAAAGACCCCCACAUUAGAGACCCCCACAUCAAAGACCCCCACAUCAAAGACCCCCACAUUAGAGACCCCCACAUCAAAGACCCCCACAUUAGAGACCCCCACAUCAAAGACCCCCACAUUAGAGACCCCCACAUUAGAGACCCCCACAUUAGAGACCCCCACAUCAAAGACCCCCACAUUAGAGACCCCCACAUCAAAGACCCCCACAUUAGAGACACCCACAUUAGAGACUCCCACAUCAAAGACCCCCACAUUAGAGACCCCCACAUCAAAGACCCCCACAUUAGAGACCCCCACAUCAAAGACCCCCACAUUAGAGACCCCCACAUCAAAGACCCCCACAUCAAAGACCCCCACAUCAAAGACCCCCACAUCAUAG